AUGACGAUGGUCAUUGAAAACCAGAACCGCCCAUAUGGCGGCAUGAGCUUCGAUAAUGUCUACCAUAAUGCGCCGCAAUUCACAGACCCUUGGGCCGCUGCACACACCUCCUCCCACUCAACCCCUCCUGUUUACGCGACUUCGAUGGGCAACGGCGGCAACCUCCCCAUCAACCCCGUCAAGGAGGAAGUUGGCCGCACUGCGCCCAUGUCCAUGCCCUACCCCAGCAUCCCCGUGUCCGCUCCGUCAAUGGUCCCGGGCAGCAACUACACAACCGCCGGUUAUGGGCCAGAAGUCAUGGCGAUUCAGCACGAGGUGCCGCGCACCGGGUUCGAGCACGCCCCAACAUACACCACUGCUCCCCCUAUGAGCAGUUUCCCUCCUCCCAGCUAUGCGCCAGUCAGCUAUGCGCCAAUCCACCCUUCACAGUCACAAGACGCUCGUCGCAUUUCUCACUCAGAUGCUGCCCGUGUGGGAUCAUCCCAACCACCAGCACCCACUCCCACCUUCGGUGACGCGCUGGAUGCAAGCCGAGGAAUGGUGGCACUCAGCCAGGAUUUGACCCCCCGAAACAUCUACGGCCCUCGUGGCGCCCGCGGUUCUGCCGACUCCUACGGAUUCCCCUCAACUCACUCUUCCGCCUCCUCGAUCUCCUCGGGUGGGAAUUACCCCUAUUACAGCGCCUCAGUCGGCUCGGUUGAUUCCUCUGUGACCGACUACAGCUCCACUACUUCCGAGUCGUAUGAGUCGCGCACUCUCCCGCGUCCCGCCAGCCUCCUGGCAGGGAGCGCUCCUCCAGGACCCCAGUCCAUGAUGAGCCAGUUCAGCUCGAAAAUGCCCUCUAAUACCCAGAAGAAGCACAAGUGCAAGGUCUGCGACAAGCGAUUCACCCGUCCCUCAUCAUUGCAAACGCACAUGUACAGCCACACUGGCGAGAAGCCAUACUCUUGCGAUGUUGAAGGUUGUGGGCGGCACUUCUCCGUCGUGUCCAACUUGCGCCGACACAAGAAGGUUCACAAAGGCGAGAAGGACACUGGCUCCCCUGACGACGAUGAGUAA
Messenger RNA from Penicillium chermesinum, 1059 nucleotides. RefSeq names its product C2H2-type zinc finger protein. Gene Ontology annotation, molecular function: RNA polymerase II cis-regulatory region sequence-specific DNA binding; DNA-binding transcription factor activity, RNA polymerase II-specific. Gene Ontology annotation, biological process: regulation of transcription by RNA polymerase II. NCBI's taxonomy places the organism in Eukaryota, Fungi, Ascomycota, Eurotiomycetes, Eurotiales, Aspergillaceae. The record is from RefSeq and is a predicted model, not a curated record. The transcript has 3 exons. Gene Ontology annotation, cellular component: nucleus. The coding region runs from base 1 to 1059 and encodes 352 amino acids.